AUGCUGCCACCAGAACCAAGGUCAUCCGAUGCGGCCCUCUAUGACUGGGUGUGGCAGUCGCCCUCACCUACUCUUGAGCUGGCUCAAUCACCUUUGUUCACACUACCAGCACGUUUCCUGACCCUGGAAGAGCGCACCAGGCUCACAUACGAAAGGGCGAAGAAAAUCUGCGAUGCAUACAGCUUGACGGUGGAAGACAUUGCAUCCCUCAGUCCGAAGUUCUGGAAGCUACAGACGGAUCCAAUCGCGGCAGUUGACGGUGGAGCGUUGACUUUGAUUAGUAUCCAGUACAAUCUGUUUGUGGGAACUGUGGCUCCAUUCGCAACCACCCGGCCGGACCUUCACGGGAUCCUCCAGCGUGCCUUGAACUUUGAGAUCUCAGCGCAGUUCAUGCUCACCGAGGUCGGCCAUGGACUAGACGCGCGAAAUCUAGAAACGACCGCGACACUCUUGCCUGACGGUGGCUUCGAGCUCCACAGCCCUUCUUGGGCCGCUGCAAAGUGUAUGCCACCGACGACACCAAGAAGCGGACUUCCCGUCGUUGCCGUUGUCAUCGCCCGCCUGAUCGUGGAGGGCGAGAAUCAUGGUGUCCGGCCAUUCUUAGUUCCCCUGGGAGAUGGCCAUGAGAUGUGCAAAGGCGUGAUUGCGAAAGCCCUACCCCCACGCGCUGGUGCUCAUCCAAUCGACCACGCGCUCACCCUGUUCGACCGGGUUGUGCUGCCCAACUCCGCUCUCCUGGGCAGCCUUGAAAAGCCACAAAACGAACGGGACCACUUCUUUUCCACCAUCCACCGCGUCUCAGCCGGGACGCUAUUCCUGUCUGGUGCUUCCAUCCCGGCCCUCAAACUCGCAGUGUACAAUGCGGCCCAAUUCAGUGUGCGCCGGAGGGUCACGGGCCACGACGGGAAUCAAAUGGCGGUCAUCAAGUUCCGCACCCAGCAUCUCCCCAUCCUCCACGCGGUCGCGCAAUACCAUGUGCUCCAGGCGUUCCUCGUGCAAGCGGCGACCAUUUUCCGGAAUAGAAAGGUCGAUCCGCGCGUGCGCCACGCCGUUGCGACUGUGUUCAAGGCUGUUGCCCUGCAGCACUUUCAGAAGAGCAUCAAAGCCUUGAAUGACGAGUGUGGUUGGCAUGGAUAUUACGAACAUAAUCAAAUCCUUCAAAUGGAGCUGGAAUUCCGAGCCGUAGGAACUGCAGAAGGCGACAUUAGGGUCCUCGCCAUUCGACUCGCAAGCGAGCUCCUGAUCGGCCGCUAUCAGCCGCCGCCCCCUAAAGACCCCAACAGCCCCGUUGCUCGGCACGAAGCCGCAUUAUUGACAGAGGCAAAACAGCAUUUGAUAGAAUUUGGCGGCGUGCAUCGAAGCGAAGCCUUUAACCGCAAUAUCCUCCCGCUCUCGCUUCCACUGAUCCAGGCCAUCGGCCACCGAAUGGCAUUGGAAGCAGCAAAGGAGGCAAACAUUGACCCCAAGCUCUGCGCUCUCUACGAAAGCGGGGUUAUUCUAGAAGAUUCCGCAUGGUAUACGGAGCAGGGAGGCAUCAGCCGGAGAUCCCAGCGCGAGAUGGAAGCCCAAGCUGCCGAUGCAUUACUCCCAGACCUAGAAAAAUUGGUGUACGAAUCCGGAACGGCGCCAUACAGUUAUGCGCCCAUGACUUCCGAUCGACUAUGGAACGCAUUUGUGUCCGAGCUGGAGGAGUUUUCUGGGGAAGCUUCCUUUGACAUUUGUGCUUCUUCUGUUCAUCCAACAGACCUAUAG
Molecule: messenger RNA, 1752 nt
Organism: Aspergillus terreus NIH2624
Lineage: Eukaryota; Fungi; Ascomycota; Eurotiomycetes; Eurotiales; Aspergillaceae
Product: putative acyl-CoA oxidase
Exons: 7
Coding region: 1-1752 (583 amino acids)
Biological process (GO): fatty acid beta-oxidation using acyl-CoA oxidase; lipid homeostasis
Cellular component (GO): peroxisome
Molecular function (GO): acyl-CoA oxidase activity; FAD binding; fatty acid binding
Source: RefSeq, a predicted model, not a curated record